UGGGACGGGCCCUGGCGGUGGGCGGGGCAUCGUGGGCCAGGGACGUGGCUGGUGCGGCUGUGCGCGGGGACGUGAGUGUGUGAGGCGCUGCUGCGAUCGCCCGCGCCAUGCCCGGGCCCAACCCCAGCGCCACCAGCGUCGGCGCCUCUGGCCGCUCCCCCAGCAAAGCCGUGGCUCCUCGCGCGGCCGGCUCCACAGUCCGCCAGAGGAAGAAUGCCAGCUGUGGAACAAGAAGUGCAGGCCGUGCCACAUCCACAGGCACUGGUGGGAUGUGGCGCUUCUACACUGAGGACUCUCCAGGGCUGAAAGUUGGUCCUGUUCCAGUUUUGGUCAUGAGUCUUCUUUUUAUUGCUUCUGUGUUUAUGCUGCACAUCUGGGGUAAAUACACUCGUUCAUAGACUGAGCUGCAAACUCAAAUCAUGCAUCUUGGACCAAAAAUACUGUGUGUCCUGGUUGUUCUUGGAGGCAGAUUGAGGGAGCAUCCUGUCAGCUGCUGAAGUCCUUAUCAACUUUGGCUCAAAUACUGAAUGAACUUUCUAGUUCUCUGGCAGGGUUUGAGGUCUAUAAUGAGUGAUUGUGUAUUUGUAUGCUUAAAAUACAAGUAUUGCAAUAAAAUUUGUACAUGGAAAUGGAAAAA
Messenger RNA from Rhea pennata, 637 nucleotides. It is a transcript of the gene SEC61B, whose product is annotated as SEC61 translocon subunit beta. Gene Ontology annotation, biological process: SRP-dependent cotranslational protein targeting to membrane, translocation; post-translational protein targeting to membrane, translocation. The record is from RefSeq and is a predicted model, not a curated record. The transcript has 4 exons. Gene Ontology annotation, cellular component: membrane; Sec61 translocon complex. Gene Ontology annotation, molecular function: guanyl-nucleotide exchange factor activity. The coding region runs from base 108 to 398 and encodes 96 amino acids. NCBI's taxonomy places the organism in Eukaryota, Metazoa, Chordata, Aves, Rheiformes, Rheidae.